This is a messenger RNA of Diospyros lotus (date-plum), 1287 nucleotides long. RefSeq names its product protein LIGHT-DEPENDENT SHORT HYPOCOTYLS 6-like. The record is from RefSeq and is a predicted model, not a curated record. Bases 442 to 1056 code for a protein of 204 amino acids. The transcript has a single exon. Gene Ontology annotation, biological process: response to light stimulus; mRNA transcription. Gene Ontology annotation, cellular component: nucleus. Lineage: Eukaryota; Viridiplantae; Streptophyta; Magnoliopsida; Ericales; Ebenaceae.
CGAUCGAUCCAUUAAUUUUCCAUAUCUUUGGCUUCAUUAAUUGUCUCUCUAGCUGCAAUUCUUUCCUUAAUUUGUUCUUUCUUCUGGCAACAGUACGUGCACACUGUAGCUAGGAGGAGGAGGAUCUCUACUCUAUCUGUUUCAUUCAUUCAUUCAGAUAUAUACGUUUCUUUCUUUCUUUCUUUCCCUCUAAUUAAUUAGUCUUAUGAAAGCGCUCCUCUUAAUUCCCAGAGGGUAAAAGAAAGAAACCUGAAAUCAAAGAUAUAUCCUCGAUCGGCUUCGGAUACACUCACUAUAUAUAUAUAUAUACCCAGCAACUCGAUUGAAUUCAGUGAGAGGUUAAGGUUCGAGAACAAUAAUAUUUAAACAAAACCCAAAAAGUAAUAUAUAUAUAUAUAUAUAUCUGGGAUCCAGACGUACGGAAGAGAAGAGAAUUGAUCGAUGGAUUCAAUAUCAGGAGCCGAAGCACCGGAUCCAGAUGGCGGGGAGGGUCCAUCUUCAGCACAAACAGCCGCCGGAGGCUAUGGAGGGUCCAAUACUGCAGCGUCGCCACCCAGCAGAUACGAGUCGCAGAAGCGCAGGGACUGGACCACUUUCUUGCAGUACCUGAAGAACCACAAGCCGCCAUUGACGCUGGCCAGGUGCAGCGGCGCCCACGUGAUCGAGUUCCUCAAGUACCUCGACCAAUUCGGGAAGACCAAGGUUCAUGCCGCCGUUUGCCCUUACUUCGGCGACCCGAAUCCGCCGGCGCCUUGUGCAUGUCCGCUGAAGCAGGCGUGGGGCAGCCUGGACGCCCUCAUCGGCCGACUCCGCGCCGCCUACGAGGAGAACGGCGGCGCCCCGGAAUCCAACCCCUUUGGACACAAAGCGGUGAGGAUUUACCUGAGGGAGGUGAGAGAAGGCCAGGCCAAGGCCAGAGGGAUUGCGUACGAGAAGAAGAAGCGGAAACGGCCUGACACGGUCGCCUCCGCGGAGGUGGAAGCAACCACUGCGGCUGCCGGCGAAGAGAGUAGUGGCUGUGCUGCUACUACCAUUCCUACAACUACAGUAGUAUAGCUCCUACUACUGAUGAUGAUCUUUAAUCAAGUUCAGAAUCUGUUCUUAACAAGCUACGAUUAGGAGAUCAUUGAAAUGUCGAUCGAUGCUCUGCUUGUGUACGUAAUUGGAUCAAUCCUCUUGCUUCUUGUUUAGUUAUUAUACAUACUCUGUCUCUGUCAAUAUACAUACAUACAUAUAUAUAUAUAAAUAGAGCGAGGCAGAGAGAGAGAGAGAGAGAGAGAGUACUGG